GUCCAUACUAGUUGAAAUUGACAAGUCUUUUGGAUGUUUAAAAAUUAAUUAUGAGUAUACUCUAGAAAUUUCGUGAGAGCGUUAGAAGUUAACGCUUGCAGGGGAAGACAUAAAUGAUUUCCCUGCCUAACAGUGUUUAGAAUUUGAUUUUUAAAAGGAGUACAAUGGGAAAACUCAAAAGUUUUUAUAUACAGCUUGAACAUCCACAAGCUGUAUACUACCCAGGUCAAAAAAUAAAUGGAAUUCUUUUUGUAGAAUCAUUAAAGGAAAUGAUUGUAAAAGACAUACGAGUGACGUUUCAAGGUAUUGCUGAUGUUCAGUGGAAUAAAGUCAAGAGACACGGAUGGGGAACGUACAGCUCUUUGUCUACAGCCCCUGAACUUUAUCUGGACCAAAAUGUUCUAUUGUAUGGAAAAGGUGCAGGGAUGGGUAAUAAAAAAUGUUUUCCUCCUGGAAAAUACGUAUAUUCAUUUUCUUUUGCUCUUCCAAAGAACUUGCCAUCAACGUUUCAAGGAAGUCACGGCUUAGUGCGAUAUAUUGUAUCAGGCAUCAUUGAAACGUCCAAGAAAAAGAUACAUGAGACGGAACAUCAUUUUACAAUUGUGUCAGGUUUAGAUUUGAACAGAGCUCCAAAUUCAGCUUGUGGGAUCCAAAAACAGGAAGAUAAAUAUAUAUUAUGCUGCUUUUGUUGUACAUCAGGAACAAUUACUUGCAAAUUAAAGAUAGACAAAUCUGGAUAUAUCCCUGGAGAAACAAUUUCUUUCCAUGCGGAAAUUAAAAAUUUCAGUGGAAAAAUUUGCAAAAACCAUGUCAAAUUUUAUCAGAUAUCUACUUAUCGUACCAAGAAAGCAUUCAGAACGUCAGAAAAAGUCCUUGAGAAAGUGAAGCACCAAAGAGUGCAGCCUGGACGAUUUGAAUCCUGGACGGGAGAAUUUUCUAUUUCACCAGCCUCACCUCCAUUAAAUCUUGAAGAAUCCUCAAAAGACGUCGACUACUUUGUAGAACUAGUUGCUGUUCCAAUUAACUCUUUAGGAAAAAAUAUCCAUGUCCCCAUCAAGAUUAUCAUCGGGACAGAUAAUCAGAGAGGUCAGCUAGCGUCGGGUUUGUCAACAUUGGAAUUGGAAGUUCCCGGUGAUCCCAGACUACAAUCUGUACACCAAACGGCAAGGGAAUCCGAUACCUUUAACAUAGAAUCUUCGUCUUUCCAUGAAAGAAUAUUUUGUAGUGAAGAUAUGAAAUGAGAAGGCGAUGAUCACAGAAGACGAUACGAAAAGUCAAAUAAAUGGACCAUUGAGAACCCCAAACUGAUUUAAAUUAACCACAACGAUACUGAAAUUUUCAAAUAUUUUACCUAUGUUAAAAAUCGUUCAUGUAAAGCAUAUCUAAAAGAAAAACUAAA
This is a messenger RNA of Saccostrea cuccullata (small rock oyster), 1399 nucleotides long. RefSeq names its product arrestin domain-containing protein 3-like. Gene Ontology annotation, biological process: protein transport. The transcript has 7 exons. Gene Ontology annotation, cellular component: cytoplasm. Bases 165 to 1241 code for a protein of 358 amino acids. NCBI's taxonomy places the organism in Eukaryota, Metazoa, Mollusca, Bivalvia, Ostreida, Ostreidae. The record is from RefSeq and is a predicted model, not a curated record.